Myodes glareolus (Bank vole) is the source of this 1412-nucleotide messenger RNA. It is a transcript of the gene Nhej1, whose product is annotated as non-homologous end joining factor 1. Gene Ontology annotation, molecular function: DNA end binding. Gene Ontology annotation, cellular component: DNA ligase IV complex; nucleus. The record is from RefSeq and is a predicted model, not a curated record. Lineage: Eukaryota; Metazoa; Chordata; Mammalia; Rodentia; Cricetidae. Gene Ontology annotation, biological process: double-strand break repair via nonhomologous end joining.
GGCUCCGCCCCUUAUCCCAAGACUCCGCCUUCUCGAGUGUGUGUGUGGUGGGGGGGUGGCCUUUACCCUAGGCCUUUCAGUUUGCGCAGGAGAGCAGGUCCGCCGUGAGGAGGGUGGGAGCUCCCGCAGCCGUUGACGAUGGAAGAACUAGAGCAAGGCCUGUUGAUGCAGCCGUGGGCAUGGCUACAACUCGGUGAGAACUCACUCUUGGCCAAGGCGUUUAUCACCAAGCAGGGUUAUGCCUUGCUGAUUUCGGAUCUUCAACAGGUGUGGCAUGAACAGGUGGAUGCUUUGGUGGUCAGCCAGCGAGCCAAGGAGCUGAACAAGCGCCUAACUGCUCCCCCCUCGGCUUUCCUCCAUCAUCUGGAAGAACUGCUUCUCCCAUUGUUUAAAGAUUCUGCUCACCAGGAUGCUGCUCAUCCUAGCAAAGCUACUUUCUCCUGUGAUCGAGUAGCAGAGACACUGAUUCUCCGGGUGCGAAGUGAGCUGUCUGGUCUCCCCUUCAACUGGCAUUUCCACUGUACCACAGCUAGUUCUUCACAGGUCUCUCAGCAUUUGAUUCGUCCUCUGAUGGGUGUGAGCCUGGCUUUGCUGUGUCACGGGAGGGAGCUAGCAGCAUUGCUUCGGAUGAAGGACCUAGAGAUCCAGGGCUACCAGGAGAGUGGGGCUGUGCUGAGCCGAAGUCGAUUGAAGACAGAGCCAUUUGAAGAACAUUCUUUCUUGGAACAGUUUAUGGUACAGAAAUUGCCAGAGGUGUGCACUGUUGAUGAUGGAAGGGCAUUUGCCUUGAGUCUGCAGAGUUUGUAUGUGGCAGUCACCAAACAGCAGAUCGAAGCAGGGCAGAAGCGUCAAGGCUCUGGAGAGACACAGACAUCACGCAGCCCCACCUCUCGAGGAACUGAUAGCCAGCUUCUGAAACAGCCCGAACAGCCAGUCUCUUCCACUCCAGCCCUUUCGGAGCCUGAACAUGAGCCCAUGGGUGCUUCAGGCCCUGUGCAGAGACCUCAGCUGGCAAAGGCCAAGAGGAAGAAGCUGAGAGGACUCUUCAGUUGAGCUGCCAUGUCUGCCACCGAGAAGGCCUCCCAGCAUCAUCUGGAACAGCAGGGUGUUCCUCUUCUGGAUGGAGCCGCAGCGGAGGCCAGCGUCUGUGUUGACAGGCCUCCUGAUUGGAAGCUCCCUCACCUGUGGAAGCUUGGCUCUGGCUCCAGCUCACUGCCACUGGCAUUCCAUCCACGAGUGAAGCCAGAUUUCUCUAGAACUAGCGCCCUGUGUGAACUCAAGGAAAGCUGGUCUGUAGACAGACACAUGCCUGAGACACCUGUCUGCGUCUCACAGCGGCCCUCACCAGGCCCACCUACCCCCAGGAAACCCUUUUCUCCUAGAACAGAAUAAAGGCACUCACGCUCCCCUGC